AAUGUCUCGGUGCCUGAAAAGACAGUGUAUGAGAUGUGCAGCCACAUGCCUGAGAUCAUCCUCUUCUACCUGGGAAUGCAGAUUAUUAACAUGUUCAUGGGCAUCCCGACCAACCUCAUAGUCCUGUGGCUAAUCCACCGCAACAGGAGCGACUCGUCUACGUCGGACAUCUUCAUCUGGCACCUGGCUGUGCUGGACACCUUCUUCUGCCUCAUCCCGCCACUGGAGCUGGCCAACCUGCUGUACCUGACCACCAGCAGCACCUGGUACAUAUUGCGCUUCUUUUACGGCAUCAAGGACAUGUCGCCGCUCUUCCUGGCAUGCAUCUGCAUGGACCGCUACAUGGCCGUGUGUCAUCCCAUCGUCUUCUCCAACUUGAAGGACCAGCGCCAUCGUCCCGUGUGUGCCGUUGUCGUGUGGUUCAUCACGCUAGUGUACGCCAUACUGAAGUGCAUGGGCAACAUCCCCAACUUCGACAAAGUGUUCACGGUCAUGAUCCUGGCCACAUUUGCAUUCAUGCUCUUCUGCAACAUCUCCAUCCUGUGGGCGCUGAGCCAAUCGGGUCAAGGAAGGGAUGACAUGCACCCGGUCAAGAAAAGAGCUUUUAAGAUGGUGCUCAUUAUUUUAGCCAUCAUAGUCUUUAACUACUUACCUCCUGUAGCUCUCUUCCCAUUUCAGCCCUAUUUCUCUCCCGAUGUGUUUAAAUGUUAUAUCCAUUACAUAGCUUUUGGCUUCAUGGACAUCAGCAGCAGCAUUCAGCCUGUCCUGUACCUGUCCAAUAAGAAGCUGCAAUGUCCAGCGUGGUGCUGUAAGUGCUGCAGCAAUAAAGACACAGAGACUGGAACAAGGCCUGAGUCAUCCACGGUGUACACUACUAAUGCAUAG
Ictalurus furcatus (blue catfish) is the source of this 885-nucleotide messenger RNA. RefSeq names its product proteinase-activated receptor 3-like. NCBI's taxonomy places the organism in Eukaryota, Metazoa, Chordata, Actinopteri, Siluriformes, Ictaluridae. Gene Ontology annotation, biological process: positive regulation of Rho protein signal transduction; phospholipase C-activating G protein-coupled receptor signaling pathway. The transcript has a single exon. The record is from RefSeq and is a predicted model, not a curated record. Gene Ontology annotation, molecular function: G protein-coupled receptor activity. Bases 34 to 885 code for a protein of 283 amino acids. Gene Ontology annotation, cellular component: membrane.